Molecule: messenger RNA, 1910 nt
Organism: Bufo gargarizans (Asiatic toad)
Lineage: Eukaryota; Metazoa; Chordata; Amphibia; Anura; Bufonidae
Product: gastrula zinc finger protein XlCGF26.1-like
Exons: 2
Coding region: 176-1552 (458 amino acids)
Biological process (GO): regulation of DNA-templated transcription
Molecular function (GO): RNA polymerase II cis-regulatory region sequence-specific DNA binding; DNA-binding transcription factor activity, RNA polymerase II-specific
Source: RefSeq, a predicted model, not a curated record
UCCAGUGUUUUCAGCGUCCAGACGAAAAAUCAAGUGCCUGCACUUCUUGGACUGCGAUACAUAUGAAGACUGGAUAAAAGGCUCCCAAGGCCAUCUAAUUCUAUCUCCUUCUUAUGAAAUAGAAGGUAAUCAAUCACAAAUUAGCAAUAAUAGAACUGUGCAUAAUCUGGGUGAGAUGUCUGCAAAUUCAGAAUAUUUGCCAUUUCCAUGUCCUGAAUGCAGCAUGUCAUUUAAAUGUAAAGAUCAUCUUGAGACUCAUCUGAUACUUCACAUAGGAAAGAAGCAAUUUUCAUGUUCUGAAUGUGAGAAAUGUUUUAGUAAAAAAUCAAGUCUUGUGCAACAUCAGAGAAUUCACACAGGAGAGAAGCCAUUUUUAUGUUCUGAAUGUGAGAAGUGUUUUAGUGAUAAAUCAAAUCUUGUGCAACAUCAGAGAAUUCACACAGGAGAGAAGGGAUUUUCAUGUCCCGAAUGUGAGAAGUGUUUUAGUAAGAAAUCAAAUCUUGAGAUACAUCAGAGAAUUCACACCGGGGUUAAGCCAUUUCCAUGUCCGGAAUGUGGGAAAUAUUUUAAUGAGAAAUCAAAUCUUGUGAAACAUCAGAGAAUUCACACAGGAGAGAAGCCAUUUUCAUGUCUGGAAUGUGGGAAAUGUUUUAGGAAUAAAUCAAGUCUUGUGCAACAUCAGAGAAUUCACACAGGAGAGAAGCCAUUUUCAUGUCCGGAAUGUGGGAAAUGUUUUAGGAAUAAAUCAAGUCUUGUGCAACAUCAGAGAAUUCACACCGGAGAGAAGCCAUUUCCAUGCCCUGAAUGCAGCAUGUCAUUUAAAUGUAAAGAUCAUCUUGAGACUCAUCUGAAACUUCACAUAGGAAAGAAGCCAUUUUCAUGUUCUGAAUGUGAGAAAUGUUUUAGUAAAAAAUCAAAUCUUGUGCAACAUCAAAGAAUUCACACAGGAGAGAAGCCAUUUUCAUGUUCUGAAUGUGGGAAGUGUUUUAGUGAUAAAUCAAAUUUUGUGCAACAUCAGAGAAUUCACACAGGAGAGAAGGGAUUUUCAUGUCCCGAAUGUGAGAAGUGUUUUAGUAAGAAAUCAGUUCUUGAGGUACAUCAGAGAAUUCACACCGGGGUUAAGCCAUUUCCAUGUCCCGAAUGUGGGAAGUGUUUUAGUAAGAAAUCAAUUCUUGGGGUACAUCAGAGAAUUCACACUGGGGUUAAGCCAUUUCCAUGUCCUGAAUGUGAGAAAUGUUUUAAUCAGAAAUCACAUUUUGAUAUACAUCAGAGAAUUCACACAGGAGAGAAGCCAUUUCCAUGUCCUGAAUGCAGCAUGUCAUUUAAACGUAAAGAUCAUCUUGAGACUCAUCUGACACUUCACAUAGGAAAGAAGCCAUUUUCAUGUCCCGAAUGUAAGAAGUGUUUUAGUAAGAAAUCAACUCUUGUUCGACAUCAGAGAAUUCACACAGGAGAGAAGCCAUUUUCAUGCACUGAAUGUGGGAAGUGUUUAACUGAAAAAUCAAGUUUUGUGAGACACCAGAGAAGUCACAUAGAAGAGAAACCUAUUUAAUAUACAGAAUGUGGGAAAUGUUUUGGCUGUAAAUUAAAGAGGUUGUCCAGGCUUUUAACUCCUUCACGCAUUAUGACAUAACUGUAUGUCUAAAUGCCUGACAGGAUAUAUAGAGUGGGCCUCUGCAGCGGUGAACGCCAUACAUACCACAAAAAUGGUACCAAUACAAAAUAUAGUUAGUUGCGCAAAAAACAAGCCCUCAUACAGCUCUUUAGACUGAAAUAUAAAAAAAUGAUAUGGUAAUGCAAAGAAAGUUUAGUUUUUUUCAAAUGUUUUUAUGUUUUUUAAAGUAGUAAAAAAAAAAAAUUAAAUAACAAGUUUGGUAUCGCCGCAUUUGUAUGGAGCCACAGAUUAAGGA